UACGAAUGCUGAAUGCGUCCGUUUUUACUAUGUAAUUCGCUGGACGACAUGCAGGGAACUAAAACCUGUCCCUGUCGGAGUGACAUUUUGAAGAAGAAUUCUUAUACAAGUUGGAAGAAUGGCGGAACUACGGCUGAGACAACUGUUUCUUGGUUUUCUGUUAUUCAUUUGUGUCGACUGCAAAAGGAGUGCAACACCGACGACAACGAUUGUCUACUCGGAAUCAGUAUUUGUUGACAGGGAGCCAGGAUGUCCAAGAAGCGUAGUCGUAACGACUCAAGCGGUAGCGUACAUUAUAUCCAAAAAUGGCACCAUUCAUGGAUCCAUCCAGUUCGAUCAAGCAGACGGUAAAGGCUUGGUAUCCGUAACCGGCGCCAUCACCGGACUGCAACCAGGACCGCAUGGGUUCCAUAUUCAUGAGUAUGGCAAUUUGCAAGACGACUGUAAUGCCGCCGGUGACCACUACAACCCGGACAACUACACCCACGGUAACGUGUACGAUGCCGUUCGGCACGCCGGGGAUCUGGGAAACAUCAUUGCCAAUACGGACGGUCUGGCGGAAAUCAACGUCAACACCGAAGCCUUCACACUGAACGGUGAUUUCAGCAUUAUCGGACGGUCGGUGGUCGUCCACGCCGAUGUGGACGAUCUCGGUCAGGGCAAGGCCAGCGACAGUAAGGUCAACGGGCAUUCGGGGGCGCGGUUGGCGUGCGGGGUCAUCGGGAUCACAGAGGAGAUUAUCAAUGGCGUUGAUCUUAACACCGGCGAACCUGAUAUCGAUAGAUAUGACCAGGAGCAUGACAUGGUAGUCGUGGGUGUCAGUGCGGCAAACGAGUGUCGACGCUGUAUGGGAUUGAUUACGGCAUUCUUUGUGACUAUUAGUUUGGGACAAUUUCUGCGGUAAUAAAAAUUAACUGGUUUUCGGUUUCUUCGUCAGUGCAUUGAUGACAUUUUAAAAAAAGCUGAUCGUGGAACGUGACCGUGAAACUCUGAUUGCGGGAUGUCUUGUUAUUCAGUCUGAUUAAAACACUUCAAGUGCGAGUCACUAUAUAGUGACUCCAUAUACAGAG
Messenger RNA from Paramacrobiotus metropolitanus, 1070 nucleotides. Its product is annotated as superoxide dismutase [Cu-Zn]-like. The transcript has 5 exons. The record is from RefSeq and is a predicted model, not a curated record. NCBI's taxonomy places the organism in Eukaryota, Metazoa, Tardigrada, Eutardigrada, Parachela, Macrobiotidae. Bases 119 to 904 code for a protein of 261 amino acids. Gene Ontology annotation, biological process: removal of superoxide radicals. Gene Ontology annotation, molecular function: superoxide dismutase activity; copper ion binding.